GUCAGUGAGGGUGCUGAAUCCAAAAUGGCGCUGCCCUGUAAAAAUUCUAUCGGUUAUCCUGCUGUCACAACAUAAGCCUGGUUUUGCAUUUGAUUUGAUUCGUGUAAUGCGGGAAAAUGAGUGUAAAGGCGUUCGAGUUGGUUCCCGCGAUCGAGCGGAUCAAGUUGAUGUCCGAUAAGGCAAAAACACAGAUCGAAUGCAUUGAUUUUUGUGGAAAAAAUUUGUACAUUGGAACUAGUGACUGCUUUGUGGUUCAUUACAUGAUCGAAGAGCGUCAGUCGUCAAGUGGAAAAGUUGUAUUUCAUAAUGAAAAACUGGGACAUAAAUAUCUAGCUUUGAAAAAGCCGGUUUCUCAACUGAAGGCAGCGUCGGCUUUAAAUCGGAUUCUAGUCCUGUGUGAUAAUACCCUGACACUACUCAACAUGUUUGAUUUAGAGCCGAUCAUGAGUGGAGCGAAAGUCAAAGGAGUCACAAGUUUCUGUUUGAAUGAAACUCCGGCCCGUAAUAGUCCCUUCAGUGUAGAGAUCUGUGUAGCUCUGAAGAAGAAACAGCUACAGUACUACACAGCAACAGAGGAUCGACUAAUUCACGUGAAGGACAUCUCAUUGUCGGAGCCGGCCGUGUCCUUGGGUGUGGAUGGCAGUUUUAUUUGUGUUGCCACAAUGAGCCAAUACUGCAUGGUAAACUAUGAAUCUGGACAUAUGCAGGACCUUUUCCCCUUCGACAGUGAAAACAGCAAACCUCUCAUCCGCCGUAUCAGUAAGGAGGAGUUCCUGUUAAGCGGGCCAAGUGCGCUAGGUAUGUUCGUAACAUCGGCUGGUAUAUCACAGCGACCUCCUCUACAGUGGUCGGAGAAUCUGCUCGGAGUCAGCUACAUCCAUCCCUACAUCAUAGCCCUCAACGACGAGUUUAUCACUAUACAUAGUAUACUUGACCAGCAGCAGAAACAAGCCAUACCUUUCCAAGGAGGGUCAUUUAUAGGAAACUUCGACGGCAAAAUGUUUGUAGCUUCUCAGAGAGAAAUCUACUCCCUUGUACCAGUCGCAUGGGAAAAACAGGUACAAGCAUUACUUGCAGACAAACGAGUUUCGGAGGCCUUAGAUUUAGCGCGGAAUGCCAAUCGUGUGGGCCUUAGCAAGGAUAAAUUCAACAAGAUAUUCAGAAGAUUUGAACAACAGGCAGCCUUUAUAGAGUUUUCUCAGCAACAUUUUGAGGAGGCACGGGAGCUUUUCAAGGAAGGACAAGUGGACGUUAGAGAGGUGCUAAGUUUAUACCCACGGCUGUUGCCGUCCAAUUGUAACUUUACGAGGUCCGUGCCUCCCCUACAUGAGAUCGCUGAUGUGAACCAGCUGUGUCGUGGAGACGAGGCCGUCAUGAAGGAAUAUCGUAACUUCCUACGGCUCUACUUGGAGGAUUUACGAGGCACAAAGGCUGCUGUUGGUUAUAAACAGGAAAUAGAUGUAGCUUUACUGAAGUUGUACGCUGAAGUGAAUUCGCCAGAGUUAGUUCCCCUUAUUGCUGUUGAUACCGGCUGUGAUCUGAAGGACUGUGUUGAAUGGUUGGAGAAGUACGAGCGACACCACUCUCUGUCGCUUCUGUACAAGGUUCAUAAGGAGAACGACAAGGCUUUAGCUGUAUGGGUAAAACUUGUCAAUGAGGAGAUCAAAGAUGAAACUUUUCCUGGCCUGGAGUUUGUCGCAGAGUUCCUGGCAAAUCUCAGUGACCAUGAACUGGUGUGGAAGUAUGUGGACACUAUACUGGUCAAAGAUUCACAACUAGGGGUCAAGGUAUUUACAGAGCGCCCCCCUAAGGAGCCUCCGUCAGAGCGUUUACGACCAGAGGCAGUGAUCGACUACUUACAUCGGUUUCCGGAGGCUGUCAUCACGUACCUAGAACAUUUAGUAUUUCAGAAGAAGUUAGAGAAGGAGAAAUAUCAUACACACCUCGCUGUGCUGUACCUGGACGCUGUGUUACAGCUCAUGAAGGAAAACAAUGUUAAAAAAGAAAAAUUAGAUAUUGCAAGGUCAAAACUGCGACACAUUCUACAGAUGUCCAAUUUAUAUAGAGUACAACUCAUCCUCGGAAAGGUCAAACAGACGGACAUGUAUGCAGAAUGUGCCAUACUUUACGGAAAGCUUGAGGAACAUGACAAGGCCCUACGGAUACUGGUGCACAAACUCAAGGAUUAUGGGGCUGCUGAAAACUAUUGUCUCGUCAACUCUCAGGGCAAAGAUCCCAGUGUGAGAAAGAGGCUAUUUCAUAUACUGCUGAGUGUUUACCUCGACCCGUCCUACGAACAAAGGGAUUCCCUGGUUCAGCCAGCUGUUACUCUGCUCAAUAGCAACUUGUCAGAGUUUGAUACCGUAAAGGUGAUACAGUCAAUACCUGAGAACUGGUCCGUGAGUUUACUGUCACAAUUUCUGAUGCGAACGACUAGAAAAAGUAUGAACUCUUGUCGAAAUAAGCGUAUAGAACGGAUGAUGUCCCGAGGAGAAAAUUUACAGAUCACACAAAAUUCUAUAGAAAUGCAACGGAACUAUGUCACAAUGAAUGACGACAGGAUGUGUGCGAUGUGUAACCGGGCAUUUAGUGACACCUCUUUCGUGCGUUAUCCAAAUGGAGUAGUGACACACGUACAUUGUGCUAAAAAUAAACAUGUGUGCCCUGUGACAGGAAAACUUUUCAGCACCAAACAAUCCUGAUGAUCCUUAUGUCAGCACCGAAAAGUCCUAAAUCAAAUAUGUCGGCAUGGAAAAGUCCUAUCGCAAAUAUGUCAGCACCGAAAAGUCCUAUAUCUUGAAGGUGCCAGUAUGAAACGGUCGUCAGAGCAAGAGUGCCAGUCACAAGGAAAUCCUGACACUAUCUACCAUACAACAUCAGACUUUACUGGAAUCCAGUCAUCAAAAAUUCUUCAAUUUUACAUAAUCAUUCAUUUUCAAAUUAUAAAUAAGCAAAAAGUUAACAAAUAAGCUGUUCUAAAAUUUUAAUACUUAACUUUAAGCUUCUGGAGCAACUGAGGGUGAAAAAUGGUAUGCCUUAAUUAGUAUAAAUAUAUAAAAGGAAAUUACUAGAUGCAGGAUCAAAAUAUUUUGUGUGGAUUAUCUUUAAAUGGUUAUUUUAAACCUGAGGCCGUUUUGAAUUUCAUGUUUAUCAUUUAUUUUUUUUGAUAUAGCAACAAAAGCUGUAAUAGAAAUCUUCCUUUGUUAAGAAAACAGCACAAAUAAGCAGUGAUCUUCAUUCAAUUUUUAAUUUUUAAAUUAAUAGUUUUGCCAAUUCAGAGAAUUUAACAGGAAAUGUCUUUUUCAGCUAUUUUCUGCACAAAAUGAAAAGAAACAGGGCUAGUUACCUAUACAUGUAUGUACCUCAGUCUGAAUCAAGGCCUUUAUAAAGUAGAAAACUAACAGAGCUCACAUCAGAUAACUUUUAUCAUGAAGGCCUGUGACAAGUAGAUAGUUGUGAGCCCCCUUAUAAAUUUUCAUGUAAAAUUCAUCUGCGGGACGUGCUUCCUUAAAAACUUGUACCAUGGCAAGUAGACAGUAAUGGGCCCCGUUAAAACUUUUCAUGUAAAAUUCAUGUGGGGGACAUGCUUCCUUAAAAACUUGUACCAUGGCCUGUAUACGGUGAAAAAGUUUCACUUCCCCGAUCAUCUGUAGAAAAGUCAUACAGUACUCUGUGACUUACUUUGUUGCCAAGUUUCUGAAGAUUAAUAUUGAGAAAGCUUCUAAUAUACAUAUGCUAGAUGUGAUAUAGAAGUCACAAACAGCCAAUUCAAAACACGGAGAGGAUUUGUUCUACAUAAACAGCGAUGGUGGACUGUGCUGUAUCUUGCCAGGAGGCUGGAAUUAUGUUAAAUGUCCGAAGUCGGAAUAGUGCAAUAGAUGAGCUGCGACCGGCAUCACAUGCUGCCAUAGGAAACAAUUAAUCGGAUUAGUUCUUGAACUUCUGCAAAAGUAAAUUUGCUGUGAUGCCGCAUGGUGUGAAACAAGUUUUGUUGUCUCUCAUUGAAAAGCAUGUACAUGUAUUAUCCGAUACAUACCAGCAUCUUAAGUUUCUUUUAAAUUGAGACUCGAGUAUUGCCGACUCGAUUUCACUUAAAAAAAAUUUGAUUGGCUGUGGUGCACUGCAGUCAGUCAAUCAGAGUUUGCCAGGCAAUUGUUACAGCUAUUACCCAGGUUAAUUUUGAUUACCGAUAUAUAUGCAAAUCAUGAGGUCAUGAGAAAGGUCAAUGUUGAACUGAUCUACUGAAUAUUAUAUUUGAAAAAUUCAUGUGAAUCAGUAUGGCUGGAUUGAAAAGAAAUCCUCCUUGGUGUAUAAGGUCAAGGUCAUACAGUCAUGUGACCACUGAUUGUGGGUGUCAAGGUCUGUUCCAGAUCUUGUUGAUAUCAAGGUCUGUUCCAGAUCUUGUUGAUGUGUGUAUGUAAGUUAUAAUUUGUAGCACUGAUGUACGAAUAGAAAAUAAACAAAACAUUCAAAUUCAA
Pecten maximus is the source of this 4478-nucleotide messenger RNA. Its product is annotated as transforming growth factor-beta receptor-associated protein 1-like. The transcript is spliced from 22 exons. Gene Ontology annotation, biological process: autophagy; intracellular protein transport; endosomal vesicle fusion. Gene Ontology annotation, molecular function: protein binding. The record is from RefSeq and is a predicted model, not a curated record. The coding region runs from base 117 to 2702 and encodes 861 amino acids. Gene Ontology annotation, cellular component: cytoplasm; membrane. Lineage: Eukaryota; Metazoa; Mollusca; Bivalvia; Pectinida; Pectinidae.